Macadamia integrifolia is the source of this 3137-nucleotide messenger RNA. Its product is annotated as WRKY transcription factor 44-like. The coding region runs from base 1320 to 2759 and encodes 479 amino acids. The record is from RefSeq and is a predicted model, not a curated record. NCBI's taxonomy places the organism in Eukaryota, Viridiplantae, Streptophyta, Magnoliopsida, Proteales, Proteaceae. Gene Ontology annotation, biological process: regulation of DNA-templated transcription. Gene Ontology annotation, molecular function: sequence-specific DNA binding; DNA-binding transcription factor activity. The transcript has 7 exons.
AAAAAACAGAUGGACACAGAUGUGCUAGGGCAUUCUACCCUAUCGGCUCAAAAAACCUUUUCUCAUGAUACAAAUAGGAUACUACCUUAUGAUGGCCAUACUUUUCCAUAAAACCUGCUACUUUUUUCUUCCUCUUCAUUUCUCCGUUAGUUUUGAUUUUCAUAAUGAUGAACUGAGCAGAAAAUCAAAAUCUUUAAUCAUGGAUUGAUUGAAAGAAGUAAGAAAAUAGUUUGGGAGAGACCCCAAGAAAAAAAAACCUUUCAAAAAGAAAAAAGGAGUCACCUUUUUCAGUGGUCUCUCUCUCUCUCUCUCUCCUCUGUCUCCACACAGUGCACGAGUCUCCAUUCUCCAACCACUGCUCGUCUGCUGCUGCAGUUGGACUGUUCAAACAUUGGUUGCAGGAAAGCCCAGAGAGCUUGGAAUUCGAGAAGAGAGGUGGGUAUCUCAUCUCUGUCUGUCUGAGUCUUAAGUCCUCUGUGUAUUUGCGUGCCCUUCAAUCCCAUUCGUAGUUCAUCACCUUUCCUUAAAUUCUGGUCCAAAACCAUCUCUGCACUGCUCUCUCUCUCUCUCUCUCUCUCUCUCUCUCUCUCUCUUCCGUAAAGUGUUACGACUUUGAGGGCCCUUUCUUGAUAAUAUUAGAUACCGAAAACCAUAUCUUCAUCGUUCCUUGGUUGUAUAUUUCUCUUUCUAUCAUUCUAUCUUGUGAAAAAAGGAGGGGAAAAAGAAGGGAAAAAAGGAAACUGAUGAGUUCAUCUUUACUUGAAUCGUCUAAUGGCUUCUUCCCUCUGCAGCGUACAUUUCCUCACUUACCCGUUUUUAGGAUCACUUUUCUCUUCGUUUCUGGAAACUGAGAAGGCUCAGCAGUUGCAAAAUGAGGUAGCAGAUGACUCUUCGUAGAAGUCACACACUCAUCUCCCUUACUGGCCAUGAGGAAAUAAUCUUGGGCAAAUGUAUGAUGCACUUGGCACCUGAUUUUCUGUUUUCAUGGCUUGAUGCAUCCUCAUUGUAUGCUCGCAUGACUUUUGAAUACUGUUGGUAGACAAUUAGCAUUUUCGUCCUAUCCAAAGAAAAAAAAUCUUGGUGUCACCUAGUACUUGCCAAAGAAUAUUUAACAUGGCAUCAAAGUUGGCAACUCAGAAGGGCUCCAUAUGUUUACCAGGGCAACCUCUGCUAAUGUGUUCCUCUCACAGUUGCUCCCAUCUUACUCCACACCAUGGGGAUCCAGAUCAGCAGCUGGUUGUUCUUCCAAAAUUUUCGGUAUUAGCAGCAGGCAAUGAACCAAAAUACCUGGAAGAUUGACACUGUUUAUUUCAUUUGAAAUGGAAGUCAAAGAUGCAGAGAGGAUGGUUAUAGCCAAACCAAUUCCUUCAAGACCUUGUUCCAGUUUUAGGUCCUUCUCAGAGCUCCUUGCAGGCGCCAUUAAUGAGUCACCUCCUUGUUCAUAUUCUGAAAAAGUAGUGGCCGCUAUCAGACCGAAGACAGUGAGGUUCAAACCAGUGGGAAAUCAUGCUUUGGGCAGUAGGGUGGUUUCAUCUCAGGGAGAGGUAUCUGAAGCAGCAGGUCGUGAUUCAUGUAACAAGGCUUUGGAAGAAAGCAGCAAACCUGCUGUGGUAUACAAACCUUUGGCAAAGGUUGCAUCAAGAACAGCUGCUUCUCUCUUGGCAAAUCAGGGAAACUUUGAGAUCAUUCAUCAGAAAUCGUUAGCACUGGGGCAGGCACAUUUUCAACAUGAAGACCAAGCAAAAAACAAUUCUGAAACCCAUUUUUCUUCAAAUCCGAGUCAGAAUUUACAAUCACUAGUGGCAGUAAACCAUGCAAGUGAGUCAUCAAAGAUGACAUUGCUGAACCUGGAAGAUAAUCAGAAAGGUAUUGUAUCCACAGCCAGUGGGGAUCGGCCUUCUUAUGAUGGAUAUAAUUGGAGAAAGUAUGGUCAGAAGCAAGUCAAAGGAAGUGAAUACCCUAGAAGUUACUAUAAAUGCACACACCCAAAUUGCCCUGUGAAAAAGAAGGUUGAGCGAUCUUUUGAUGGGCAGAUAGCAGAAAUUGUCUACAAGGGUGAGCACAGUCAUUCAAAGCCUCAGCCUCCUAAACGACCAUCAUCAGGAACACAAGAACAAGGGUUUGUAUCUGAUGGGACUGGCCAAGAUACCAGCAAUCCCUUAUGGAGUAACACACUAAAUGAGCUUAAUGAAGGAUCUGAAGGUCGUAUAGAGAAUCAGAAUGAAGUUGGCCUGUCAAUAUACCCUACGUUUCCAGACAAAGGUCUAAACUCUUAUGAUCCUGCUACAACAGAUGCAUUUAAUAGUGGUAUUGGGACUCCUGAUAAUUCCUGUGGCCUUAGUGGUGACAUUGAAGACAGAAGCAAGGGAGUUGAUGCAGAUGACACUGAACCUAAGUGUAAGCGGAGGAAAAAUGAGCAUCAAUCUGAUGACCAGUCUGUACUAGGGGAAAGUGUAAGAGAACCUCGUGUUGUAGUGCAAAAUUCCACGGACACUGAGAUUAUUGGUGAUGGCUUUCGUUGGCGAAAAUAUGGGCAAAAGGUUGUGAAGGGAAAUCCAUACCCCAGAAGUUACUACCGAUGUACCAGUCUCAAAUGCAACGUGCGCAAGCAUGUGGAGAGGGCAUUGGAUGAUCCUACAGCUUUCAUCACAAAAUAUGAAGGAAAGCAUAACCAUGAUAUGCCCGUCACUAGAAACCAGAAUCCUGUGGGCUCUGACCCAGAUCCACUAGCCCCUGCCAACAAAUCCAAGAGGAAAUAAGUUAGCAGUCGGCUAUUGAACUCACAAACCACGUCAGGAAAAGUUAAAGAGCACCAGAGGUGUAAGAUUUUGUGGCCAAUGUUGGUUUCCAUCCAGCCACAUGGGGAUUUAGUCGAGCUAUCAGAUGUCCAUGUUUUAGUUCAAUCUCAAAGAAUUCUCCCCGUAAAGGUUUUUUUUCAUGAAAGUAAUUUUAUCUGUGGAUAUAGAUCUGUCUAAUGGGUGAAGUGGCUAGCCCACAGUUCGCUUUUUCCACUGCCUGUUAGCUUAUCAGUGCAUUUUCUUAUUUAUUCUUGACCACUUCCUGUAUUACCUUACAUACCUUCCUUUAAACAUCUGAUAUUCAAUAUAUACAAGUUUUAAGUUCUGUUUUGAUUUCCA